CUCGAAAAUUUGGAAUCCGGAGUCAUACCAAUUGUACCAAUGCAAUGGACAUUUCGUGUCACAAUCAGCGGUCAUGAAGAAGUAAUAACACGAAUGCAACUACCAUUAACACCAGCAUACACAUUUACGGAUUAUCGAGCUCAAGGUCAAACAAUUAGCAAUGCUAUUAUCGAUAUCAGAACACCACCCAGUGGUGAACUCACUUUAUUCAGCAUAUACAUUGCAUUGUCUCAAGCACAUGGUCAAGAAAAUAUUCAUCUGCUUCAGGAUUUU
Molecule: messenger RNA, 273 nt
Organism: Suillus plorans
Lineage: Eukaryota; Fungi; Basidiomycota; Agaricomycetes; Boletales; Suillaceae
Exons: 1
Source: RefSeq, a predicted model, not a curated record